This is a messenger RNA of Lymnaea stagnalis (great pond snail), 4456 nucleotides long. Lineage: Eukaryota; Metazoa; Mollusca; Gastropoda; Lymnaeidae. The record is from the annotation of a GenBank genome assembly.
GUAGUUUUUCAUCAUUUGUUUUCAAAUCACCUGGUUGGACUUGCUUGUGGCUACCAAGUUUGACAAAAGUUGUUGUUUUUUUUCCAUUUCUUCUUGUUGAAUCUGAAGUGAACUUAUAUGAAUAAAGCUGAAGACAUUUUAAAAAGCUCACAGCAGGACUUCGGUUUCAUAAUGCUUAAUAUUAUGUGUUGCUAGGACGAUUUUUACAGAAAUUUUCAACCUUAAAAAGAACCCCCAAAAAAUGAUUACUAACGUGAUCGUAGUUAUUUGCAUUGUGUCCAUUCCAACAUUUCUGUCCGGGGGAGCUGCAGGACAGCCACACCCAUCCAAGAUUGUGGUCAUGAACAGUGGUGGAACAGGAGGUGGGUCGGACUCACCUACACCUUUAAACAACCACUUUAACACAUUCCAGCAAGUCAUGGACAGUUUGAGUGAGGAUGAAUCUGACAAUGGUGAAAAGGAUGUUGACAAAAUUCAAGUGGGCUCACCGUUGCAGACAUUGCUGUUUAAUGAAAGGGAUCCCAUUCAAACAGUGUACACAAAACAGGAUUCUGGGGAUAUCCCGAAGGAACCAGAUUUUUAUACGGAGUAUGCCAAAGAUUCAUCUAUGCUCCACGAGACGUCCUCUGCUGUAAUAAAAAGACUUUGCAAUGUGAAAACAAAGAAGAAGACUCCGUGCGCCCAAAAUUUAUGUCAGUGCGUGGGUGAUCUUGCCGACUGUUCGGGAAAACCAUCUGCACCGAACAUUGGCUACGCACCAAAACUGCCGGAAAACAUCAAAUGUAUAUUUCUGGCUAACAAUGAAAUCAAAUCGUUGAUCGAAAGCUUCUUCGCGAAUGUUUCCAAUUUUCUCGUGGUUGACUUGAGUGGCAAUUAUUUGAAGACCAUUUCAAACAGGACAUUCGAAAGAUUAACCAACCUGCAAUACCUUAUCCUAAACAAUAUGAAGGGUUUUAUAGAUUAUAAAAUGCUACGCAGUGUGCUCAACAAACCACCCAAACUACGGCUUGAUCUCAUGGGGAACGGGUUGAAAGAGGUUCCAUCAGACUACUUCUCUAAUUACCGAAACAAAACGAUGGCUCAGAUUUACAUGGAUUUCAACCACUUCCCUGAUCUGAACCUACGAGAGUUCUCCCAGCUUGAAAAACUCAGUUUCCUCAGUUUCGCAAACUGUAGCGUGAAUUCGGUGACGUCAGCUUUAAUGCCACGCUUGACGGGGCUCAACUUAAAAAAUAACGUUAUCACCGCCUUUCCCAAAACGUGCGACGAAAAGCCGACCGUGUCAGAUGUUGGUGAUAAUCUAAAGAAAAGUGCCAACAUGACGAAGAUCACAUUAUUUCCAUCUCUCUCGCAACUUUUAGACUUGUCUUCGAACUUAAUCACCACACUUCCUGCGUGGGACGAGUUCUGCCUGCCAAAACUGCUCACCCUGAACCUCGAUCUGAACAACUUCACGAAGAUUCCAGAGAAAACGUUCACCUCGCUCACGUCUCUCAGGCUCCUGAGCCUUAUAAGAUCCCUGUCUCCCAUCACGAGCAUAGGAGCCGCUGCCUUCGGGAUACCGAACAUGACGACGUUGCUUCUGAAUAAGGACGGCAUCGACUUCGGCAGCCCGAACGUCAGCACGGCAAUGUUCGAAGGCGCUUUCAAAUUCUCGCUUUUAUCUUUGAAAGAUAACCACUUUGGAAACAUUUCGGAAGCGUCCAUUGAAGAGCUGUUCUGGCACAUGCGAGGUUUAAGAAAUCUGUACAUCAGUUUCUGCGGCCUGAAACAGAUCCCCGUGCAGGCGCUCUCUCAGCUGUCCCACCUGCAGAAGAUCAUGCUGUCCGGAAACGAUAUCGUGGAAAUACCGCCGAAAGCCUUCGAGAGUCUGAAGGAGCUGGAGAGAUUAUCCCUCGAUGCGAAUCACAUUUCUUGCGUCAGGGAGAACUCGUUCUCCAACGACACCAUAUCCAGGCUGAAGGAGAUUGACCUGAGCAAAAAUGACUUCCUCUGCAAUUGUGACCUGCUGUGGUUUCAGUCGUGGAUGAGAGAGGCGCCGCCGAAGUACUUCGCCAACUGGAAGCUGUAUCGCUGUUCUGACCGCCCGAGUGUCGCCGUCCAAGACUUCGAGCAGAGCCUACAAGCCUGUCUACUGGGCCAAACAGCGAAAAUGCUGUUAGCGGUUGUGACUGCUGUCCUUAUCGUGCUUUUUGUAGGAUUUGCGAUUGGCUUCCGCUACAGGUGGGACAUCAGGCUCUGGAUCUACGAGAAGAGGAUGCUAUCACGUGGUCUGGGUUUCAUGAUACCGGAAGGAGCGGACCCAUACGAUCUAUUUAUAGUACACUGUAACGAUGACGCAGAGUGGGUAGAGAAAGAUCUGGUCAGCGUCAUAGAGGUAGGCAACUUUUUUAUGAUUAUGUUUCCUUCUUACAAGAUGGGUAUUUCUUUAAUUUACACGGCUGGACUGGCUUUGGUCAUAAAUUACAUGAUAAUUUACACAUUCCUUCUUAAAAGAUUGGGCUUUCUUUAGUUUAUACAGUUGGAUUAAGUUUGGUCAUUGUUGUUGUUCGUCAGUCAACAUCAACUAGGACCAUCCCGUCAUCCGGUUAGGGGGAAGGGUGGGUUACAGUGAGUUCGUAGAAUUUGGUCACAAAAUUACAUGAGACCUCAUACAUGUUUGGUUACCUUUUUAGUAAACUUUAGCUUCAAUCAUGGAGAAGAACAUUGAUUGGUAAGAAUAUGAUGGAUAUUAUGUUGAGAGAAAGUAGAUUUUUAGAAAGUCAACACGAAGAACACUUUCAGUUAUUUACUCCAUAAGAACACCUUUGUCAGUAAUGCAAUAAAAUCAGUGACGUGUUGACGUAUUUUGCUAGAACACCCCAUCAGUGACGUAUUUCACUUGAACACCCAUCAGUGACGUAUUUCACUUGAACACCCAUCAGUGACGUAUUUCACUUAAACACCCAUCAGUGACGUAUUUCACUUGAACACCCAUCCGUGACGUAGUUCUCUUGAACACCCAUCAGUCUAUAGAAAUCCCUUCCUUAGUGUCUUACGCAUAUUUCAAAAAAACAAAAAAGUUACACCUAUAAUCAAACUGUUUUGCUAUGUGACAGAAUCGCUGGAAGCUGAAGGCCUGCUUACACAGCAGGGAUUUCCUGGCAGGCGGCCACAUCAUCCAGAAUAUCAUUGAUUCCAUGAACAGGAGUAAACUCAUCAUGGUGGUCGUCAGCGCCAACUUCGCCCGUAGCAGAUGGUGCAAUUUUGAGCUACAGCUUUGUCAGUCGUAAGUACAACUCAUUAACGAUACUUUUAAUACGCUCUAGCGUCCGUAAAAUCUGUAUUUUUGAAAUACUUGUAUUGAAUCACGUAAAGAUUUUUAUUUAUUCUAAGACAGUUUAAUGAAUUUGAGCAGUGAUGUCAUUAGGGGGUUGGGAGGCUGUAUCGCUGUGUUGAGAUUAUGCAUCUUGUGGAACCAUCAGAAGUAUUAACCUAAAAUGACUGUCUAUAAAUGUGUUCACAUUUCCAAGGAGUUUUAUGAGGUGGAGGUGGGGCUUAAGGAAAACAUAAGUUAUCGUAUUGGGGGACACCCUGCUGACGUCACUGCUCACUUUCCCUCGUAUUAUUCCUUGCAAGCUUAUUUCAGUAUCUACUAUAGCUUCCACAUCUCUUAUGAUUAUGCUCAUUGUCAUGAUUUAACAAACUGUAAUUGAUCGACACCAACAGGCAUGUUAUAGAAAAUGACCUUAGGAUACUGCCCGUCAAGUUGGAUGAGAUCGAGACUCGUGACAUGAGCGCCGCUCUGCUGGCCCUGUAUAAAACGUCUUGCUUCCUGGAAUGGCCGGCUAUGGACUCCAAUGACAGGGACGAGGUCUACUGGGGGCAUGUGAGGACUUUCUGGUCACGCUUAAGGAAAAGUUUGAGUGAGUUGAUCAAAGACAAGAAGGAGCAGACCAGCGUCAUGGUUGUGGAUGAUGCUGGAAGAAGGUGAGGCACGGACUGGACAAUUCUGUGUGUGUAUAGAUGUUCAAGUAACUCAACAUGGAAACUCAUUGUAUAGGGCUGCCAGAAUGCUAUCUGCGACUGUUUGGUGUGUGGGUCUCGUUCUGUGUAUCCAAUGGUUUUAGUGGUCAAAGAAGCCAGGCUCUUAUGUCUGAAACAGGAAGUGAACAACAGUCCUUAAACCUUUAUUCAACAGCAUCAACCAGACAGCUACAGUACUAGAAAACGGGUUUCAAAGAUUAAAGAUAACACAUUAUGUUGUGUUUAAAAAUAUGUGGAACAACUUACAGAAUUAUGAAGGAACCAGAAACAUAAUUAUAUACACUUCUUUUUAAAUAUAACUUUUGAAAAAAGAAUUAACAUAGUUACCGCUAUAUGAAAUUGUGAAAUAAAUUUGGCUUAUGGGACUAAAAUUAAAACAAAAGAAUGUUGAACGCCAGUGAAAAUGAAAUAUCGUUAAUUGAGAAUGCAC